CGCCCCCAACCGCUUAUCCCGACAGACAAUCGACAGACCCUGCACGUGUCUGAUCUCUGCCUGUCCUCCAAUCCACCAUGUCCGACGCACACUCGCCCUUUGUCAAACUCAACCUCCCCCCGCCAGAGGAGUACAGGAACAGAAAGGUCGCGUUGAUCAGUGGCAUCACUGGCCAGGAUGGAUCCUAUCUCACAGAACUCCUCCUUGAAAAGGGCUACGAGGUCCAUGGCAUCAUCCGUCGUUCAUCAAGCUUCAACACGAACCGUCUACAACAUCUCUACGCCGAUCAACACGAACGCCCCAACAAAUUUAAGCUGCAUUAUGGUGACCUCUCCGACAGCACCAACUUGGUCUACAUCCUCGCCCAGGUUCUCCCCACGGAGAUAUACAACCUUGGUGCUCAGUCUCACGUCAAAGUCUCGUUCGAGAUGGCAGAGUACACCGCCGACGUAGAUGGUGUCGGCACGUUACGUCUCUUAGAUGCCAUCCGAACCGUCGGCCUUGAGAAGCACGUGCGCUUCUAUCAAGCUUCCACCUCUGAACUGUACGGCAAAGUCGUCGAAACACCUCAGAGUGAGACCACCCCAUUCUACCCGCGCAGCCCGUACGGCGUCGCUAAACUUUAUGCCUACUGGAUCACCGUCAACUACCGCGAGGCAUAUGGAAUGUACGCGUGCAAUGGGAUCCUGUUCAAUCACGAAAGCCCGAGGCGUGGGAGAACCUUCGUCACCAGGAAGAUUAGCAGGGCCGUCGCCGAUAUCAGCCUCGGCAAACAAAACUGUCUGUAUCUCGGUAACAUCGAUGCCCAACGUGAUUGGGGUCACGCCAAGGACUACGUCGAAGGCAUGUGGAUGAUGCUCCAGCAGCCCGCUCCCGAAGACUUUGUUCUUGCGACGGGCGAAACACACAGCGUUCGCGAGUUCGUCGAAAAGGCAUUCGCCGUUGUCGGCGUGACUGUCAAGUGGCGUGGGUCUGGCGUGCAAGAGGAAGGUUACAAUGCGCAGACGGGUAAAGUCAUCGUCAAGGUUGAUCCCCAAUACUUCCGUCCGGCCGAAGUCGACCUCCUGCUCGGCGAUCCCGCCAAAGCGGAGCGCAUCCUAGGGUGGAAACGCAAGAUGGACUUUGACUCGCUGGUCCGUCAGAUGGUCACAGCCGAUCUCCAUGCCUCCAAGAGCCUUGUCGAAGAUCAGAAUUGAAUGGAGAUCUCUGUUUACUUAGCAUUUCCGGACUUGGGACUCCUUUCACGAUCUCGAACACUUUUGACCGUGUACCAUUUUUGCCAAAAGCAUUCGUGAAUCGAUGCAUACCUACCAUACAAACGUGUAACCGUUCGUGAUGAAUAUUGCAGAAACGGGUGUUUUCUCUAUUAUGAACAUGCAAGUGGUACGGAAACCGAUGAA
Messenger RNA from Pisolithus orientalis, 1400 nucleotides. RefSeq lists its product as uncharacterized. The record is from RefSeq and is a predicted model, not a curated record. Lineage: Eukaryota; Fungi; Basidiomycota; Agaricomycetes; Boletales; Pisolithaceae. Gene Ontology annotation, molecular function: GDP-mannose 4,6-dehydratase activity. Bases 78 to 1196 code for a protein of 372 amino acids. Gene Ontology annotation, biological process: GDP-mannose metabolic process. The transcript is spliced from 7 exons.